Aureobasidium namibiae CBS 147.97 is the source of this 507-nucleotide messenger RNA. RefSeq lists its product as uncharacterized. The record is from RefSeq and is a predicted model, not a curated record. The transcript has 2 exons. The coding region runs from base 1 to 507 and encodes 168 amino acids. Lineage: Eukaryota; Fungi; Ascomycota; Dothideomycetes; Dothideales; Saccotheciaceae.
AUGGCCGCCAAUGGUCUCGCUCUUCCAGACGGCCUCCACAAGCUUUUUACUCAAGUCAACCUCGAAGACAUCACGAAAGCCAUCACAAAUGUCACAUUGGCUGAUUUCACCCACCCAGUCAACACAGCCAAAGGACGCGAGCUCAACGCCGAAACCGUCACCAUGCUCUACGAGGAAGCCAGCAAGCUCCAUGGCGCAGGAGCGACUCUCAUGGCCGCUGCUUUGGUCACGUUUGUCAUCAUCUUCUGCUUCCCCAUGGCCGCAGCCACACCUUUCUUGACCAUGCUGGGUUUCACGAAUAUCGGUCCCGCUGCUGCUUCCCUCGUUGCGGUCUUCCAGUCUGCUUGGGGUGUCAAUGCUCUGUUCAGUCUUUUGCAAAGUGCAGCUAUGGGCGGUUACGGCGCUCCUGUCGUUGCUGGUGUGGUCCAAGCAGCUUCUGCUGCUGGUGCCUUCAAGGCCUGGGCAAUGGGUAAUUUCACCUUGCCUGCCUUCCCAUGGAAGCUGUGA